AUGGAUAAGCCUGCCUUGGUGUUCUAUCCUGAUAAAACACUUGAGUUCGAGGCUCAAUCAGGUGCCCAGAGUCAGGUGACGUUGAGGUUGGAGAAUCCUCAUGAUCGAGUUGCUGCAUUUAAAAUUAAGACUACGGCGCCAAAAUCGUAUCUUGUGAAGCCGUCUAGCGGUGUAAUUGAGGGACGCCAGACUCAGUCGAUAAGUAUAUUAUUAAUGCCACAGUUUGAAAAGCAGCAGCAUACUACUUCGGCAGACAGGUUCCUUAUACAGUCGACGUUUAUUGCAAGCGCCGUACCGCUAAGCAAGGAGGAAUGGUCAACAAUUCGGAAGGAUAAGCUUGAAGAGAAGAAGCUUAACGUCAAUAUUGUUUGGACAGCACGUUUAGACAACUCGAUAGGGGCACCGCCAGUAAGUAAUAAUGUUAGUGUUCUUGCCGCUAAACCGUUACCUAACGAUUACUCCGGACUUAAAAUUGCUUAUGAAGAACUUUUGACCAUCGCUAUUACCCUUGAACGCCAGAAUAGAGAACUAACGGCCGAACGAGAUGGACUCCCUGCUGUACGACAUGCCUCUCAUGAUAAGAGGAUACCCGGUAGUCAGUUCGAACUCUGGCAAAUUGGAAUGCUCCUCGUAGUCACUCUAGUUAUCCUCAAACUCUGUCGCAUCAUCUAG
Gregarina niphandrodes is the source of this 672-nucleotide messenger RNA. RefSeq names its product putative vesicle-associated membrane protein. Lineage: Eukaryota; Apicomplexa; Conoidasida; Eugregarinorida; Gregarinidae. Bases 1 to 672 code for a protein of 223 amino acids. Gene Ontology annotation, biological process: endoplasmic reticulum membrane organization. The record is from RefSeq and is a predicted model, not a curated record. The transcript has 2 exons. Gene Ontology annotation, cellular component: endoplasmic reticulum membrane; plasma membrane.